Corticium candelabrum is the source of this 1859-nucleotide messenger RNA. RefSeq lists its product as uncharacterized. Gene Ontology annotation, molecular function: RNA binding; protein binding. Bases 22 to 1782 code for a protein of 586 amino acids. The transcript has a single exon. The record is from RefSeq and is a predicted model, not a curated record. NCBI's taxonomy places the organism in Eukaryota, Metazoa, Porifera, Homoscleromorpha, Homosclerophorida, Plakinidae.
UCACGUGGACGUUCCUUCGUGAUGAGUCUAACAGAGAGUGAUGCAUUCGAAAUUCUUGAACUGAGUCCAGAUGCUAGCAAAGAAGAUAUUCGCAGUGCAUACAAGCGUCUGGCAUUAUUGUGGCAUCCAGACAAGCACAACGAAGACAGAGAAAUUGCCACUAAGAAAUUUCAGGAAAUCUCAGCAGCAUACAAACGCCUAACACAACCAGAGUCGGCGGGUAUUGAAGUGCGUGAGAUGAGCAUGGAGGAGAUGUUUGAAUUAUUCUCUCAGAUAUUCUGCCGACAAGUUCCCCGUACAUUCUUUGCUCGACCUAAUCCAAGGAGACGAGGCCCGUAUUAUGGUUAUGGCUUUGAUUCUGAGGACGAUGACGAAGACGACGACGAUGAUGCGUCUGAUGAUGGUGAAGACACGAUACCCGCAUCAUUUGUCGGAUACAUGGAUUACAAAAAGAAAAAACGUCAGCAGAGGGAAGCAAAAUAUGGUCAUAAACCAGUUGGGCCUGUUUCUCAGAAACAGAUUGACGACGCAGAGAAAUUGGCUAGUGAACUCCUGAUGCAAGAGGAGAAUGAAAAGCAGAAGGCGGAGAAGAAAAAGGCAAAAAACAGGAAAAAGAAAGAAGCCAUGAGGAAAAGAAAGAAAGAGAAAGCAGAUCAGGAAAAAGGCACGAAAGGGAGUGAUGUCAAGGUGGUCGAGAAGCAGGCGAGUGUAGAGUUGACAGGAGAGUUAGUGAAUGGUGAAAAGGGCAGUGACGACAGUGGAGCUGAUGAGAUUUCAGUGUGGGAUACAAUGAGUGCAUUUGUGGAUCGUGUAGCACAAAAGACAGGUGUCCAUACCAACAUACCAGACACCGAUGUGACAGCACACGUCGAAAUGCCCAAACCAAGAGAACACGUUCCAGUAGGUGUGAAGCCCGCUCAGCCAAAGCAAGAUGUGGCAUCGUCAACACCAGCAGCAGGUUUGUCUCCUGAGAAUGAGAGUGUUACACCAAUUGUUUUGAAGAGCCAGCAGGUUGCAAGUCGAGGGAAUGACCUCGCACAGCUGGGUCAUUUUAAUGCUGCCGUUGAUCUUUUCACGGAAGCUAUUCGAUUGUAUAAAGAUGAUCACCGAUAUUAUGCCAAUCGUUCUUACUGCUAUGAUCACUUAGAAUUAUAUAGUAAAGCCCUCAAGGAUGCAGCAACUUGCAUUACAUUGUCACCCAACUGGCCAAAGGGAUACUUCAGGAAGGGACGUGCUCUAGUUGGUUUGAAGCAAUUCUCAGACGCAGAAACGACAUUCGAACAAGUGUUAAUCUUAGACAAGCAAUGUGUGGAUGCAGAGAAUGAACUGGAGAAUAUCAGAAUACAACAGUUGGUUGACAUGGGAUUCAGUAAGAAACAGAGCGAAGUCGCAAUCAAGAAACAUGGCCAAGUGCAAGUGGCACUUGAAUCUAUUCUAUCCGGUCAACUGGAUGAGGAUUAUUCCAACGACAGUUCACCACAGACCAACGGAAGCAGCCUGAAUGCACAGACAGCACAACCGUGUACCGUCUGGAUCGGAAACCUCAAUACCAAUAAAGUCACUAAUGAUGAGGUAUCCAGAGUGUUUUCACAAUGUGGAAUUGUUCUAGGCGUUCGGAUUUUGUCCGAGCGUCGUUGUGCAUUUGUUACAUUUGAAACUCCAGAAAUGGCUGCUAUUGCAAUCAGGAAUCUCAAUGGCUAUUUCUUGGGAGGCAAGAGGCUAGUUCUACGAUACCCUGACAAUCCCAAUCGACGUCAUGUAUUGGAAAAAAGGCAACAGUGAGGAUGGGUGGAUUGGAUGCUCAAGAUAUGUAGGUCACAUGACUUUACAUAUAUACACUCUGUGAUUAAUAAUUAAAU